CAGAUUCUCUGCUGGCAUGUGCUUCAAUGCCAUUGAAAAGACCCGCAUAGACUGAUAGUCCAACACUCCACCCUCAAGCCCGUCCUUUCAAUGCCCACAGCAUGCGAGUGGAUGCAGGGCCAGCGUGCGCAUCGCAAGGGGAAGAACCGCUUUUGGAAGCAGCAAAAAGUUUGGGGAGGAGGGACGUGGAAGACUAAGGUUGGUUACCAGCCUCCUUCCCAAGGCUGCCCUGGCUCAUUUCUCACCCGGGACGGUAGAGCAUGGACACCGGGCCCAGGACGAUAUUCGGAAGGGAACCCGAUGGAGAGCAGCGUGCGGUACGAUCGUCUCAAGUUCUCUAAGACCCACUCGCUGCUUGACGAACAGAAGAGGAGGUGGCCGGGCGACAGCUGCCCGAUGGCUUGGCAGCCUGCGGGAGUGAUCGUGAACCCCGCUCGAGGGUUCAGCAUGGGCAGUGGGUGCGGGCCAGGAGAGUGCUGGAUGAGAGAGGUGGAGAGGAGGAGCAGGAUAACCAGCUUCGGCUUCAACUACCGGGACAUCGCUCCUGAUCUUGUCAUCGGCGAGCACGCAAAGACGUCUCGAGCUGGCCCGCAGGGCUCUGUCUUCCAUGCUGCUGGGGGAGGGCUCGCUGGAGUUGUUAUGCAGCCCGACUGGUAUGAGGUGCAGGUGAAAGAGACGCCUGGGCCGGGGCACUACGGCUCGGACUACACGUAUAGCAACAUAGGGACGCGAGACAAUGCUCUCGCGCGUCUCUCCUCCAAGGAGACUCCGCCCGCCUUUGGUUUCGGAUCGUCAGAAAGGGGAGAGGACUACUCGAAGAGGAGUCAUGAGGUCCCGGGCCCGGCCUCCUACCGUCCACAAGCUCUCACGUGGAUCGGCGGGCAUGGGCAGAACAAGAGCCUUCGGGUCAGAGGUGGAGCCUUCGGGAAGGAGAACCGCUGGCCCAUGCGGAACCAAAGCAGAUGAGCAGCGAUAGGCCCUGAGGAUAGGAUCAGGGUCACAGGUUCCGGGUUCAAGUAGGACUUGACUCCGUGGCAGCGAACUAGCCGAACAUUGAACCCUGCCAUCGCCGGGACGUGAAAGUUGAUCCGAUCCUGAGAUCGGACAGGCCCUGAUGGAGCCUGCCCGGCCGCUUUGACUCGCCGACGCAGUCAUCCUUAUCAUGUACUACUGGCUAACGGUUAUCACACGAGUGGCAUC
Molecule: messenger RNA, 1200 nt
Organism: Guillardia theta CCMP2712
Lineage: Eukaryota; Cryptophyceae; Pyrenomonadales; Geminigeraceae
Exons: 6
Coding region: 91-966 (291 amino acids)
Source: RefSeq, a predicted model, not a curated record